AUGGACGAUUACACAAGAGAAAUGAGGGAUCUCAAGACCUUAGUCACUCAAACCCUGGAGAAAAAGGGUGUUCUUGCUAAGAUCCGGGCUGAGCUACGAGCGAAAGAGGAUCGAGUGAUUGAGAACAACGAAGGGCUGCCUCUAGCUUUCUUGGGAAGCUGUACUGAUCGUGCAAGGCAGUUUCAUGCUCUUCCUUCAGGUAGGUUGUUAUGUGCGUUAGUUUGUGAGUACUUGGAGUGGACGCAACUCGAUCACACGCUCAAAGUGUAUCAACCCGAAUGUAAUUUACAAAAGGACUCUCGGAAGUCUGAACUAAACGACUUCAGCAGCAACCAUGGUUAUGAGCUCAACAGAAAUGGAGAUAGCGCACCGCUCCUUCUCGAUGUUCUUGAAGGAUUCUUGAAGUUCGAGCACAGUUGUUCCAGAGACAAAGCCUUUGAAACUCGCUGACGUCUCACAGAGAUUAAUGGAUCAGCUUGGCUACACCCUUGAGAUCAAACAAUCAGUUAUCUACUGCACCAGUCUGAAUUGGAAUGCAGAUGGUAGCACCUUGUUCAGUGGAUAUACCGAUGGAGUUAUCAGAGUCUGGGGUCGUUACUAGUUUAUCCCAUCUCUUUGCUCUGUCUCUCUCCUUGGUUGUGUUUUUAUUUAUCACUCUUUUGUUUGUCAACAAACUGAGAUUUUGCAAUGAUGUUUGGUUUUACUUUUAUUUCAAUUCUAGGUUUGGAUCUUUUAUAUUGUUUAGGAGAUCUUGCUGUUUGAAACAUUUUGUAAAGGCUUAUAAAUCAUUUAUAAGAGUUCAUAAA
Eruca vesicaria subsp. sativa (arugula) is the source of this 806-nucleotide messenger RNA. The record is from the annotation of a GenBank genome assembly. NCBI's taxonomy places the organism in Eukaryota, Viridiplantae, Streptophyta, Magnoliopsida, Brassicales, Brassicaceae.